Messenger RNA from Durio zibethinus, 1677 nucleotides. The record is from RefSeq and is a predicted model, not a curated record. Lineage: Eukaryota; Viridiplantae; Streptophyta; Magnoliopsida; Malvales; Malvaceae.
AAGAGCAAGAGCAAGAGCAAAAAUGACUACGGAGUUGAGAGUCGAAACCUUCCACACAGAAGCCAUUAAACCUUCUUCACCAACUCCAAUUAACCUGAAAACUUUCAAGCUAUCACUUCUUGAUCAGAUGACUCCUGUGACUUACAUACCCUUAAUCUUCUGGUACCGCGCAGAGGCUGCUUCUAAUGACAAAUUUUCCGAAACUCAAGAAAGAUCCCGGCGGCUUAAGAAAUCGUUAUCCGAAACGCUAACUCGCUUCUACCCUUUUGCAGGGAGGAUAAGCAAUAGCUUAAUCGAAUGUAACGAUGAAGGGGUUGAUUACAUCGAAGCUCGAGUUAACUGUCUUCUCCAGGACAUCCUCAAAAAACCAGAUGGCCAGGUGCUGACGAAAUUUCUUCCUAUUAAAACAGAAUCAACUGAAGCAGCAACAGGUCGCAUAUUACUUGUUAAAGUCAACUUCUUUCAGUGCGGUGGCAUGGCGAUUGGCGUAAGCAUUUCACACAAGAUCGCUGAUUUAUGCACCUUAGGCAAAUUUGUCAACAGUUGGGCUGCCACCACUCGGGGUUCAAGCGAGGUGGUGUUUCCAGAAUUUGGCUGUGCUGCAUCGUUUUUACCACCUACAGAUUUAUCAUUCACAAUGCCUGCCAUGGAAUUCAACCAUCAAAGGGCUGCUAUGAGGAGGUUAGUGUUUGAUGCUUCAAAGAUUUCAAUGCUUAAGGCUCGAUCUGCUAGUAGAGGCGUGCCACAGCCUACGCGCGUUCAAGCUGUGGCAGCGCUUAUUUGGAAAUGUGGAAUGGUUGCAUCAACAUCAAAUCUUGGUGGCUUUACAAAGCCAUCUGUGUUGCGUCAAGUUGUCAACUUGCGUAAAAGAUUGAAACCUCCCCUGCCUGAGAACUCUGUCGGCUAUCUUGUAUCUUACUUCACUGUACAGACGCAGGAUAGUGAAAUGGAAUUGCAGGGCCUGGUUCAACAAUUAAAGAAUGGAAUCAGAGAAUUCAGUGAAAACUACGUGAAGAAACUUCAGGGGACUGAAGCAAUCUCAACAAUUUUUGAGGCUGCGAAGGAAGUAGGAAACUUGUCAAAAAGAUAUGAUAUUGAUUUCUACAACUGCCUCAGUUGGUGCGGAUUCGAUCUAUAUGAAGCUGAUUUUGGAUGGGGAAAACCCAUAUGGGUUAGCGUUGCCGGUGCAACAACCCCAAAUAUUUUCCUACUGAUGGAUACAAGGGACGGUGAGGGAAUAGAAGCAUGGGUGGCCUUGACUGAACCGGAAAUGGCCUUCUUUGAACAUAAUGAAGAGCUGCUUACAUUUGCUUCUGUGGAUCCUAGUGUUUCUAGCUGAGUUAUUCAUUCUUAAUUUCCAGUCUCCACCGCGAUUAUGAAUAAAAAAGUGUCACGGAAUGAUUUACUGUCACAAUUGUUACCUCUUUUAUAUAUUUAUCAAUUCGAAAUAAUCAUAAAAAAAAUUUCUUGUUAAAAUGAAGCUUGAAAACCCAUCAUGCCAUUCUCUAGAUUAUGAAAGUAAUGAUAUUCACUGUGAUUAAUCAUAUUGAUUUUAAGCAAAGAGGUUUUUGUCUAUACCCAAAAAAAGAAAAAAAAAAUGGAAGAAGAAGAAGCUUCUGCCUUGUAUGUUUUGUUUGUUUUAAGUCAUUAUUAAUGUAAUAUAUGAGAAUUCUAAUG